UAUUCCGGCCCGGAACCAAACUCCCGAAACCGCACUAAAAUAAAAUCAAUCGUCCCACUCCCAUCAUUUUGAAAUUUUGAGCACUUCUGAUUUCCCCCCACUUCUCUUCCGUUCUCCUCCGUCCACGGUCGUGAUGUUGGCAGAAUCCGGCGAAUCACCCUCAGAUCGGGACCCUCUCUUGCAGUGGCUUCUGUCGAUAAGAGAGGCUCAUGACGGUGGAAACUUUUUGGAACUGGAAGAGCUUGUGUCGAACUGUAUUGACAAUUUCAAGGACGAUAUAAAGUACCGAGAUGAUCCCAGAUUCCUCCAGAUUUGGUUCCUCCAUUUGGGAAGCAGUAGUGACUUUGAAACAAUUUUCAAAGAGAUGGAGAAGAGAAAGAUAUGCAUACGGAGCUCUUUGCUUUACGAGCUGUAUGCAUGUUUCCUUGAAGGUAAAGAGAUGUGGCAAGAAGCAUAUUGGGCAUAUCAAAUUGGCAUUUCAAGGGAAGCUGAACCACUGGAGAGGUUGAAAAGUGCAUGUUCACUUUUUCUUGAUAGAAUGUCUGAUAGAGUAAAUGCUUCCUCACUGGAAAAGAUUGAUGGCGAUAAGUCCAGCAGGUCAGAAACAUGUAUUAAUCCUUGGUCUGACUCCACAAUGGAUAACCUGUUGCAGAAGAUAAAACCUUCGCUUUCAAAAUCUGAUGGAUAUCAUCUAUGUAAUAAAGCCUACUCCGGGAAAGUGGAUUUAUCUUCACUCCGAGCUUCGUCAAAGAACAAGACGCUGGAGCUAGGUAAGAGAAAGUACCAAAUCAAGGGCUGUACUGGGCAAGGUCGUUUUGCCUUAGUAUUUAAAGCACAUGAUGACAGCACUCCUGAUGAGUACGUUGCACUGAAGAUACAAACGCCGCCUUUUCCUUGGGAAUUUUAUAUAUAUCGUCAACUUGAUAAGCGUAUUCCAGACCAGCAAAGGUCAAGCUUCGGGUUUGCUAAACGAAUGCAUCUUUACUCGGACUACAGCAUACUUGUCUGUGACUACUUAUCCCAUGGGACACUUCACGACGUGAUAAAUUCCUUUUGGGUUGUUCGCAAACCCAUGGAGGAAGUGCUAUGUGUUUAUUACACCAUAGAGAUGCUAUGUAUGCUGGAAACUUUGCAUGACGUUGGCCUUAUUCAUGGGGAUUUCAAGCCUGACAACCUUCUUGUUCGCUGUGCCAGAGGUGAACUUAAAGAAGAUGAUUAUAAGAAACGAGAUGGCCAUUGGCGUGAACAGGGUCUCUGCCUAAUUGACUGGGGAAGGGCUAUAGACCUGCAUCUUUUCCCAAGCCAAGUCGAGUUUGAAGGAAGCUGCCGGACUUCUGGCUUUCGAUGUGUUGAGAUGCAGGAGAACAAACGCUGGAAAUGCCAGGCAAGUUUUGUGGCUGACUCCUACAACCUUUGUGGCGUCGCACACCUGAUGCUACACGGAUCCUACAUGGAGAUAGAAAGGAAACGCACUUCAGAUGCCGACCACGUUUAUAUGCCUAGACUGCCUUUUAGAAGGUACUGGAACUGCAAGUUAUGGGAGAGGCUGUUUAAGGAGCUGCUCAACAAUGCCCCUAAUGAUGACAAGAUGUUACUGCGCGAUUUGAGGGAGUGCUUUGAAGAAUACCUGUGCUCGGAUCCCCAAUUAUUAAGGAAGCUGAAGGACUUGCUGACAAAGCUAAAGCUUUCCUUGUGUUCUGCAUAGUGGUUUUCUCUGAUGUUUUCCUCCAUGAGACCUCUCUCACAUUCCCCUAGUUCAGCACCAUGGCGGAGAUUACAAGAAGCCAUGUAGUUGGAUUCACAGGGUGUCAGUCUUCCUCUCCUUGUAGGUAAAUGAGUACGUGAUGUCUAUGCACAUAAUUCGUGUUAUGUAUUGUCGUAACCCAGUAAGGUGAAAGGAGAUGAAGUAGCUGGUCGAGGUGAUUGUGUGUUAUUUAUCUGAUUUCUUUACGGGAAGGUUUUUGUAUGUAUGUUAAUCUAUACGCAAGUAUCUCUCUUUCCCGUUAUCUUUUUAGUUUCCGUUACAGUACUCCAAAUGAGGAAAAGUAUAUCUAUAUAUACAAGAUGUUGAGCAACAAACUUACUACGUAAUCGAGACAUUAAGUGGAACUCAUUCCGUUAUCAAGAUGCAAUUGUACAUAAUUUUAAGUGAGCCGAGAUUUGAUGAUUGAUA
Messenger RNA from Linum tenue, 2173 nucleotides. The record is from the annotation of a GenBank genome assembly. Lineage: Eukaryota; Viridiplantae; Streptophyta; Magnoliopsida; Malpighiales; Linaceae.